GUUUGGAGAGUUUUUCAAGAUGGCUGCGCCCAGAAAGAGUUGGGCAACUUAUAUCAACAGCAAAAAAAUUUUCUGUGGAAUUUAGUUUUCUUUAUUUAACAUAUUCUUGGAACUGAUUUUUAAAGUUAACCGUCGGUAAUUAGAGUUAAAUAAAAUAUAAGUAAGUUAUGUCUUUUGAACAUCAUGGACAAACAAGCAUUAGAGGCUAAAAUACGAUACCAAGUGGCUUGUGAAGAAAAAGCACACCGCAUUGUUGAACAACUUUUGGAACCUGGGAUAACGGAGGCAGUUCUAGCAGAUGUUGGGCUGUAUAUAACACCAGAUCACUAUCAGGACAUAACAGAAGAAAGAGCAAUAACCAAAUUAUGUGGAUAUCCAAUAUGUAAUAACCAGAUUACAAAGGUGCUGGGCCAGAAGUAUCAUAUUUCCACUAAAACUAACAAGGUCUAUGACAUCACAGACAGAAAAAACUUUUGCAGCAAUGAGUGUUACAAGGCAUCAGUAUACUAUCAGAAGCAAAUCUCUAGCUCACCAUUGUGGUCUAGGAAGGAGGCCACACCAAAACCUAUCACUCUGCUUCCGAAGGAAUUAAACAGAGGUUCUGUGGGGAAAGAAGUGAUAGACAAACAAACUGAACUGUACAGAGAAGCAAAACGCCUCAGGGAUGAGGAGAAACAGGAACUGAGCAAAAAGUCUGGAUGGGCUGAUGGUGAGACUGACAGAACUAUAGAAAAUAUAGUGGUGGAUUUAGAAAAACAUCACAUAAGUGAAAGUGAAAGUCAGGAUGAUGAAAAGAGUCUAGAAAAAAGAAGCAGUGUGAGGAGAGAGAAGGGAAAACAGGAGGAUAUUGGUGAUCAUCCACAGAGAAAUACGGAAAAACAUGGAGAGACAUCUUCCUCAGCGGUACUACGUGUACCCGCCAAGUCUGACAAUGACCAAAGUAAAAAGGUUACAAAACUAAUGGCUCUUCUAGACAGAAGGAAGCAUUUGUUGGGAAAGUUAGUGCAGGAUGAAACAGUGCAAACAACAGCUAAACUGGACAGUGUGAAAGCUUCCACUAACAGGGGAUCCACAAACAGGCCUGAUGAUGAGGAGAACAGUGAUGAAGACAUCGAUGAUUCAUGUAUUCAAUCUCAUUCUGAGAAAGAGAACAAGGAUGAGGAAAAAGUAGUUGUCCAGGGAAACAUUGCAGUUAUAUGUGAAAAAACAACUAGUGAAGCCGUUACAGAAGUAUCUGAUACAGACAAAAAGAGGAAAAAAAUAAAGGGAAAUAUCUCUACCACAAACAUCUCUUACUUGGGCAUGAUAUGUGAGUUAAUGAAAGAGUGGAUAACCCCAGAGACCUUGAGCUUUGUUAACUGCCAGGGGGAGGAUGACGAGAAACAAGCUGGAAUAUCGACAGAGAUGGAGGCUAAAAUCAAGGACCUCUGCAGACGUGUAGAUCAGCAAGAGGCAACUCUUGAUGACAUCAUAGGGGAGGAAGAUAAGUUGGAAGAAGAACUUCCUGUUAGGUCUCCAGCACCAGACUAUACAUCACUGAAAAAAGAAACUCAGAAUUUCACAAAGCAGGUCCAAGACUUCUUUGCAGGUGGAAAAGUCAUUAUUGAGAAGGAGUCAAAGGCAGGGGCCCCUGUGUACUUGCCUACUGUAGAUUCCCAUGACCAGCUGCUUAUAAGACAGAGGAUUGUGAUGGAUCAGCUCAACAAAGUCAUACCUGAUCUCCUUCCCUCAUUAAAACUUACCAUUCAGGAGGUAUUUGGGGAUAUGAAGCAGCUUGUAAUGACUUUCAGACUAAGCAGUAAAAAUAUUUUGUUCAAACCUGCUGAGUGGACACUUGUUGGUUUACUGCUUCUCAAAAUUUUAUCACGGAGGAGCCUCCAAGUGGCAUGUGCCUUCUUGAACCUAUCAGCUGUACAGUAUUUUUCCGUUCUCCUAAAUGCCAUCAAAGAAAACAUGGAAAAUGUGGACUCUCAUGUAACCAAUAUGUUACAACAACAUGGCAUAUGAAAUGUUUUAAAAAUAAUUACCUUCUGAAUGUAUCUAUUUGAAGCUUCAGUUGUAGAGGGGGAAAAUGAGAGAAAAAAUUAUCACUAUCAAUGUUUUUAUAUUAUUUAACUUCACUCGAUGCAAAGCAGACUUUUUCAAUGCAAGAAAAUUACAAUUCUUUUAAGGUUUACUAGGUAUGGGGGUCUUUGAGUGAGAGUGGCUCAUCCUAAGGAAAGAAAUACUGGAAACAGGUUAAGAUCAUUUAAAAUCUUCCCCGAGAACCACUGAACCAGGAUAGAUAAAUUAAACUGUAGAUCUCAGGAGUAGGUUGAAGUGCAAUAAUUAUUCAUAUUAGAUAUUCCAUAAAAAUGCUAGAUUUCUAAAGACCAUCAAGAUUACAUUUUAUUUCUUCAAAUAAAAAUGCAAGCAUCCGUACAUACUGUACAUGCAGUGUAGAUGCAUUUAGCUUUCGUGAGACAAGAGUUUGAGAUCCAGUUUACCAUGAAGAAUAUGCAUACCAUGUAUGUUUUGCGUUGUUAAUGCCAGGAAAAAAAUUGAAGAAAUUUGGUUGGUGUCCAGUAUUUGAGUAAAGGGAGCUAACUACAGAGAGUUCUAUAUUAUCAUGAGGAAAUGCAUAAAUUGUUUUUCCAGUUUGUUUUUGUUGAUGUUUUAAGAAACAUUUAAAUUUGGGAUAAUAAAAUUUACAAUAUAUGUCA
Molecule: messenger RNA, 2702 nt
Organism: Ostrea edulis (European flat oyster)
Lineage: Eukaryota; Metazoa; Mollusca; Bivalvia; Ostreida; Ostreidae
Product: putative RNA polymerase II subunit B1 CTD phosphatase RPAP2
Exons: 10
Coding region: 184-2007 (607 amino acids)
Cellular component (GO): nucleus; cytoplasm
Molecular function (GO): RNA polymerase II CTD heptapeptide repeat phosphatase activity; RNA polymerase core enzyme binding
Source: RefSeq, a predicted model, not a curated record